Molecule: messenger RNA, 680 nt
Organism: Dimorphilus gyrociliatus
Lineage: Eukaryota; Metazoa; Annelida; Polychaeta; Dinophilidae
Source: the annotation of a GenBank genome assembly
AAACUGGUAGAAAAUAGCAGACAACGAUCAAAUGUUGACAAGAAAAAUUUCGAAAUCGACAUUAGACAAUAAAUAUAAAAGGUGAUAAAAUGAAUGUCGUUGAAAAAUGCCAAAAAAUUUUGAGAUUAUUUUUAUUUGGAGCAAAAGACGCCUUACAAGGCACGGUGGUAAUAUUAAAAUUAGAUGAAACGAAUAAAUUAAAGAAUACAGAAAAACAUCAGAUUCGGACAGGAUCUGUUUUAGAGCAAAGACGGAGGGAAAGAUUGCAAGAAUCUGGCAUUGUACAAACGCACAAUGAAACUCCAAAAAUAUGGAGAAGGGUCGUAGACUGUUGUAUAUGGAAUGGCGGAAUAUUCUUAGUUAGUUUAUUAGCUUUCGAUUACCUGCUACUGCCAAAUCUCCAAUCUUUAACUUCCCUGGUUUUUGGCAAUUUAAACCGUGAUAAUUUCUUUUGGUCUUUUCUAACUAACUUCUUGUCGUGGUCCAUAAGUGCUUUAUGGAUUUUGCCUUUGUUUAUUAUUAGUAAAGUUCUCAACACGUUCUGGUUUCAAGAUAUUGCAGAUGAAGCUUAUAGGGUUCAACGCGGGAGAGCGUCAAAUCAGCAUAAAAUCAGUGAUUCUUUGUCGGACACUGUUUUCAGCUUAGUUAUGCAAUCAUUGUUCCUCGUUCAGAUAACUUAA